AUGGCUCUUAGGAGUAGAAAACGUCAGCGCGUCUUGCCGGUCUCUGAUGUCUCUAAGCGACGAAAGGUUGAUACUUUUGCGGAUGUUGGCACAGCCGAGCUGGCGACUCGCCACACGGGUCGAUUCGCUUCUUCAGGAACUGUGCUUACACUUGGCACCGGCGAUACUGGCCAAUUGGGCCUCGGCCCCGAUAUCACGGAGCGCAUGAAACCAGCUCUCAUGCCACCGGCUAGCCUUUCCAGCGCCGGUCUAGAUCAAGAUUCUGCAGAGGAUUUUAUUCAGGUUGUAGCCGGCGGCAUGCAUACCGUCUGCCUCACCUCGGAUGGGCGGGUCUUCACUUUCGGUUGCAAUGAUGAAGGUGCUCUCGGUCGCCCCUCCGGAGACUCAUCUUCGGACAAUGAUGAUGGCAAACCUAAGACUGAGUCUGUUGAGGAAUCAAGACCCGGUGUCGUUAACUUCCCCGAGAAUUGCGUAAAAAUCAAAAUGGUUUCUGCGGGUGACAGUCAUAGUGCAGCGCUCGAUAAUCAGGGGCGUGUGUGGUUGUGGGGAACUUUCCGUGGGGCCAGCGGGGCAAUCGGACUUACCAAGGCUGGUGAGAUAUGCUGUUCUCCUGUCCAUCUCGCUAGCCUCACUGCUGUAGUUGUGAAAAUUACCUCGGGACAGGAUCAUCUCGUCUGCCUCACAGACGAUGGUCGUCUUUUCACCAUUGGCUGUGGAGAACAGGGACAGUUGGGACGAAUUGCCGAAAGGUUUGCAAAGGAUGGCGGUCGCAGUGGUAUUGAUUUUUUACUACAACCUGGUGAAUGCCGACUUCGUGGUUCGAAGCGUUUCGUUGAUGUUUGGGCCGGUGGUUUUGCAACAAUAGCUCGUAUGACUUCUGGUGUUAUAUACGCUUGUGGCCUCAAUAACUACGGCCAACUUGCUCUCGUCAAACAGAAACCUGAACGUGACAAAGAAAUGGAGGUUGGUGAGACAAUUCCUGAGAACACGGAAAGCGUCACAGAAUUAGAAAAACUAUCCGAAUCUAUGCUGUCUAGGAAGCAGGGGCCUCUGGUUCAGUUUAUGCUUACUCCGGCAUGUGGUUUUGAUCCAGAAACGGAUUGGACCCAGUUUGCCAUCGGAAUGCACCAUACUUUAGCGUUAACUGCCGCCGGAGCUGUUUACGCAGUUGGUAGAAGUGACUACGGUCGCCUUGGAAUCUCCUCUGAUUCAGACAUAGAUGCCUCUGCAGUUUCUAGUCCAAAACUCGUCCAGGGAACUCUUUGUGGUCGGAAGUGCAGUUGGGUUGCAUGUGGCGAGGCCUGCUCUUUCGCCAUAGACGAACAUGGGAAGGCAUUUUCCUGGGGCAUGGGAAGCAACCAGCAGCUGGCCCAUGAAGAAGAGUCUGAAGAUGCUUUUGAGCCCGGAGAAAUGGUUGGAAAAAAUCUCUCUACUAGGCGCAUUGUCAUGAUCGAUGCUGGUGGCCAGCAUGUUGUUAUGCUCGCACAAGACCCUUCACGCACCAUGCCAGAGUCCAAAGAAUCCGAACCAGGAGAAAUGCAGGUUGAUUCCGUGUCGACCGAGGUUAAGAAAUACGAGACAAAUGGCAUUCAUACUGGGGUGGCACCAAUGGAUACAAGCAGUACGAGUGCUCAGCAGGAUGAUGCAUCUCCAAAUAGUAAAGAUCUCCCCGACAAACCUAUCCUCGACACUCUCAAUGCGCCUCAACCUCCUCCAGAGGUCGCCAGCACUGCUGGAGCUACUGUGAAUAGCAGCUCUUUGCACAGCUGCUCAUUGGUUGCCAGUGACCAGUCCUCUCUAAGCAGUGCUCAUAGUACUGAUGGCGGAGGGUCAAGCCGCCUGGGAAGUUCACUGUUCGCUCAGCCGGUAGACGCGCCGACGCUGCAAAAGGUCACAUCUGCAACCACGGGCCCCAACUGUGGGGGCAGUACGACAAGUACCAGCGAACCCGGCUUUCCUUUAACUGAUGGUGGUUCGAUGACUGCUUCCCCCGCAGACACGCACUAA
Molecule: messenger RNA, 2007 nt
Organism: Mesocestoides corti
Lineage: Eukaryota; Metazoa; Platyhelminthes; Cestoda; Cyclophyllidea; Mesocestoididae
Source: the annotation of a GenBank genome assembly